This is a messenger RNA of Cetraspora pellucida, 147 nucleotides long. Lineage: Eukaryota; Fungi; Glomeromycota; Glomeromycetes; Diversisporales; Gigasporaceae. The record is from the annotation of a GenBank genome assembly.
AAAACUACUCAAAACCAGCUUCAAAAUGCUAAAGAGAACUACCAGAGAAGAGCUCCAAAAUGCCUAAGAACCUACCAAAGAGCAACUUCAAAAUGUUCAAAGGAAACUGCCAGAGAACAACUCCAAGAUGUUGAAGAGAACUACUAG